This is a messenger RNA of Orbilia oligospora ATCC 24927, 750 nucleotides long. RefSeq lists its product as uncharacterized. Lineage: Eukaryota; Fungi; Ascomycota; Orbiliomycetes; Orbiliales; Orbiliaceae. The transcript is spliced from 2 exons. Gene Ontology annotation, biological process: peptidyl-lysine monomethylation; peptidyl-lysine dimethylation. Bases 1 to 750 code for a protein of 249 amino acids. Gene Ontology annotation, cellular component: cytoplasm. The record is from RefSeq and is a predicted model, not a curated record. Gene Ontology annotation, molecular function: protein-lysine N-methyltransferase activity.
AUGUCCUCUUCGGAGUCUCAAGAUGAGACGCACCUAACACCAAGUGCUCUCGGCACAAAAGCCCACUGGGACUCGCUUUAUGCCCUUGAACUCACAAACCACUCCUCCAAUCCAUCAGAUAUUGGCACCGUAUGGUUUUCAGAUUCCGAUUGUGAAUCCCGGAUUUAUCAAUACUUAACAUCUGAUGACCUUUCAUUAAGCCCCACAACAACGUUUUUAGAUGUUGGAACUGGAAACGGGCAUUUACUGUUUUCUUUACUCGAAGAUGGAGAUUUUGAAGGAGAUGGAAUGGUUGGAGUAGAUUAUUCCGAAGGAUCAGUUGAAUUGGCCAAAAAUAUUGCAGAACAAACGCCGAAUGCCGAAGGUGUGAAGUUUAUUCGAUUGGAUAUAAUAAAAAGUUCCACCGAGUUGGAUUUCUUCGGAUCGCGGAUUGCCGAAGAAGGCGGAUUUGAUGUGAUAUUGGAUAAAGGGACAUUCGAUGCGAUCUCACUGAGCGAUGAAAUGCUUGAUGAUGGUUCGGGGAGGAGGAUAUAUGAAGUAUAUCCAGAGAAGGUGGCGAAGUGGUUGAAACCUGAGGGUGGGAUUAUGCUCAUCACUAGCUGCAAUUGGACGGAGGAUGAGCUUGUAAAAAAAAUGACAAGCAGUAAUAGUGGACUUGAGAAAAUGGGAAGAGUAAAAUACCCCGAGUUCACGUUUGGAGGCAAGAAAGGAAGCACAGUGUGCACCGUCGCAUUUCGCCGGAAGGCAUAA